Messenger RNA from Helicoverpa armigera (cotton bollworm), 15352 nucleotides. RefSeq names its product brain tumor protein (gene brat). The record is from RefSeq and is a predicted model, not a curated record. Bases 703 to 3261 code for a protein of 852 amino acids. NCBI's taxonomy places the organism in Eukaryota, Metazoa, Arthropoda, Insecta, Lepidoptera, Noctuidae. Gene Ontology annotation, molecular function: zinc ion binding; protein binding; ubiquitin protein ligase activity. The transcript has 6 exons.
CUGGCUACGUUCAGUUCAGUGUAGGCCGCGCCGCCGAUGUAUGCAGUGGUGUGACGCGCGCUCUUCAUACUAAAAACUCGUUGCAAUCAUAAAAAUAUCAACAUUAUACCUGUGUUGUACGUUCAAAACAAUCGAUUUGUUCACCGAAACGUUAAAAAACAAGCUUAAUUUACUUCAGGAGGUUUUGUUUUUGGUUAUUUUACGUUUUUUAAUGGUUUUAUUUUCGCCGGGUAAACGCCGGGUGUCCGAAAUUCUGUGUGUAUGUUAACGUGUACUUAGUUCUUCAGUGACAGUUGAGACUGAGAGGAAAUCUCGUUGUUUUCGUGUGUUUUUUUUGUUUAUUUUGUUUGUUGUUUUGUUAUAUAUCUUCUGGUUUACUCGCCUACCGGCGUUUGAGGUCGCCACGUGUGUUAUCGAUUUCCGCUUCGUCAUAAGAUUUUCGGCUCGAGAAUAUUAAGAUAAACUGUUGGGAUUGAUUGGGAGCCGUUGACUUGUGUUGAAACAAAGGUUUACAUUGUCGGAAGGUGAACGAUCUUCAUUCGACUCGCUACAGAACUGAAGUUACGAGAAAGACGGCGCGCUGGCCGCCAAACAUGUAUUAGAUAUCGCUCCAACGAUAUCGAAACGUAAGUAUCGAGACUGGAAUCAAUAUAUGAAGAGGGAAUACAAUGUUUACUGUAGACUCGUCUUUUAGCAGUAAAUAUGGAUGCCGGUUUCCUGAAGAUGGCCUCACGCACCCCGUCCCUUGAGUCGCUGCCCGGUGCCAACUCAAUAGGUUCGCUGGAGCGUGGCUCCUUAUCGCCCCUGACUCUCAGUGGAUCCUCGCCCCCAGCGAGUGACUCCGCCGUAUGUGACCUCCGCGAGUUCGACGGCCUCGACACCACCUGUGCUAUUUGCCGAGAAACAUUCGUCGACCCCAAAGUACUCAACUGCUUCCACACAUUCUGCCGGGGUUGCCUGGAGAGGGAACAAACGCACCCCGAUAAAGUCACCUGCGUCACUUGCCGCGUAGACAGCCAGCUACCAACAGCCGGCGUACCUGGGCUACUCACCAAUCUUGUUAUAGCUGCGGCUGUAGAGCAGGACGCCGAUCUUCUGCCUACUGCUCGCCAGACCAACUCACCUUCAGCCCGCUGCACCGGCUGCAAGUCCAAGGAAUCAGACGCCGUAGCGCGUUGCGUUGAUUGCGCUAACUUCCUCUGCCCAAAUUGCGUAAUGGCGCACCAAUUCAUGCAUUGCUUUGAAGGUCACCGUGUCCUAGCGUUCACGGACCUGAAAGAUGACAAGGGUAUGCUCGGAUCUACCCUAACAGCGAGCGGCGACAAAACCGCAUUUUGCCCGAGACACAAAAAUGAUAUUUUAAAAUACUUCUGCCGCACUUGCUCCGUGCCAGUUUGCAAGGAAUGUACGAUUAUUGAACACCCGGCUGCUUUGCAUGACUGUGAGCACUUAUCUGACGCUGGGCCCAAACAAUUGGAACUGAUGCAAACGGCUGUAAAUGAAGCCAAGACUCGAGCCACUGAAAUUAGGCACGUAGUCAAAACUGUUGAACAUGCUGCUGGUAAAUUACAAGUUCAGUACCACAAAGCUCAAAAUGAAAUUAACGAUACGUUCCAAUUCUACCGCUCUAUGCUCGAGGAGCGUAAGCAAGAACUACUGAAAGAACUCGAAAGCGUAUUUUCCACGAAACAAAUUGCUCUCACAGUAGUCGGACAGAAAGCUCAAGAGACUGUUGAUAAGAUAUACCAGACGUGCGACUUCGUUGAGCGAUUGACAAAAUGCGCUAAUAUUGCUGAGAUACUUAUGUUCAGAAAAUUGUUAGACACGAAGUUGCAAUCUCUAAUGAGUUCUAAUCCGGAACAGAGCGUACAGACAGCUUGUGAACUUGAAUUUGUCUCGAACUACCAAGCCAUACAAGUUGGCGUAAGAAACACUUUUGGAUACGUACGCUCUAGCUCAGAGGCGAAUGUUGGCCCUACUAAACAACCACCUAUUGCUCGCCCUACCAACGGCAACUUAUUGAACGGCGGGUCAUCAUCCAGCAGCAGCAGCGUCAAUGGAAGUUCAGGUAGCCUGAACGGUGGAAUCCACCUACCCACUGGCUUAAACGGGGUGCUCGAUCGCCCGUAUACAAAUGGACUACUUGGGCCUACAAGCCAAUCCACGUCACCUUUCGAGUCCAACAUCAUUUCGAAACGAUUCAAUAGUGCCAACAGUCUAGGUCCGUUCUCAUCUGCUAUCGGAGAUAUAAACUUGAAUGGCAUCAACCCUUACGAGAAGUGGUCAAACGGCGGUUGCGACUCGCUGUUCCCUCCGACGACGGCUGACCCAUACUCGCUAACAUCUUCAUCUCACGCUGAUCCUAUUUUAGACUUGACAAACAAGCUAAUAUCUACUGCCAUUUUCCCGCCGAAAUCUCAAAUCAAACGACAAAAGAUGAUCUAUCACUGCAAAUUCGGAGAGUUUGGUGUGAUGGAAGGUCAAUUUACUGAGCCAAGCGGAGUAGCUGUCAAUGCUCAAAACGACAUAAUAGUUGCUGACACCAACAAUCAUCGCAUACAGAUUUUCGACAAGGAGGGACGCUUCAAAUUCCAAUUUGGUGAAUGUGGCAAACGGGACGGCCAACUGCUGUACCCGAAUAGAGUAGCCGUUGUCCGUACUUCAGGCGACAUAAUUGUAACUGAAAGAUCACCAACUCAUCAAAUUCAGAUUUAUAACCAAUACGGCCAAUUUGUGCGCAAAUUCGGUGCUAACAUCCUUCAGCAUCCCCGCGGCGUUACGGUGGACAACAAGGGCCGCAUUGUCGUUGUCGAAUGCAAAGUAAUGCGCGUAAUCAUCUUCGACCAGAUUGGCAACGUGCUACAGAAAUUCGGCUGCUCUAAACAUUUAGAAUUCCCCAAUGGAGUAGUUGUCAACGACAAGCAAGAGAUCUUCAUCAGUGACAACCGCGCACACUGCGUCAAAGUAUUCAAUUACGAAGGAAUUUACUUGCGUCAAAUCGGCGGCGAGGGUGUAACUAACUACCCCAUUGGUGUUGGCAUUAACGCAGCUGGCGAAAUUUUGAUCGCUGACAACCACAACAACUUCAAUCUGACGAUAUUCACGCAGGACGGGCAGCUGGUAUCGGCGCUAGAGAGCAAAGUGAAACAUGCUCAAUGCUUCGACGUGGCGCUCAUGGACGACGGGUCCGUGGUCCUCGCCAGCAAAGACUACCGGCUUUACAUCUAUCGCUACGUGCAAGUGCCGCCCAUAGGCAUGUGAGUAGCACGCUCUGAUCACAGGAGAUCCGAAUGACCGAUGAACUAUAGAGCAAAAAUCGACACCCAGAGACGUAAAUAUUAUUAUUAUUAAUCGACGUAAGGACUUACUGUUCUAGCGAAGCGAGUGUCAAUUUUUGUAGUUCAAGUGACGAUUUGUGAACGGAACUUGCUAAAAGUGUGCAAGUGGUGCAACCAUGUGGCUGUCUCGAUGUGAUCAUACCGGCUUGCGAUGGGUAUUCUCUACAAUAUUCGGCAUAAGAUCUCUUUAUGAAUUAUUUCUAAACGAAACUGUAAUGAGAUUAGUUAUAGUAUUGACAUUGUUAUUCGAGUACCUAUUGAUUGAUGGUUAGAGAUUAAAUUCCGUUGGAUCGAUCCGAAAUUUCGCGCGAACGGUGUUCUCGAAUCCUUAUCAUUUUUUGAUCUAUUGAAUAAUAUUUUUUCAUAUCCCACAUCGUUAAAUUAGGGAUGAAUAUUAAGGGCAUUUGUAUUAUUUAGCCCAUUUGUUGGACCAAUAUUUUAACUAUUAUUACUUAACAAAUUGUUAGGCGUUAAGCGUGUGAUUUUAUCGUAAAUAAGAGAGCAUCGAGCGGUAUUGUUGUUAGUUUUAAGAUUAUUUCUACGGCACAAUAGCACUUCCUGUUUUUAAUUAGCACUUAUUCUGUGUCGAUGGAAACUAUGGAUUAUUAAAAAAAAAACUAAGUAAGGAGUUGUUACAUUAUUAAUUAGGUAAGUGUUAAAUUGAUUGAGCUGAAAUGGACAAUCUUUGGUUACUACCCCACUUAACGUAGUUACUAAAUUUUAGGGAAAUAAUGAUGUUAGGGGUUUUAUCAAUGACAAAGUUGACUGCGGCGUUUGGAUUUUAGUAAAACAAUGACUUUUAACCUCUACUGAAUAUAAUACUAUUUCUUUUAUACGUAAUAGUAACAUCACAAAGUGGCGAUCAAGAAUGUUUUAUAGUCCUCAAUGAGUUGGAAAAUGUUUUGCAUUCUAUCUACGUACUAGUAUGCCCUCAGUUGAGAAUUUAUAAAGCAUUUUAGAUAGUGAAAGAUUGUAAGUUUAUCUCUCGUUGUAUAUCGGAGGGCAGUACUUCAGCAGUAACUUAUCGAUACCGCCUAGUCGCUGAGAGCCCGCGGACCUUAGUCUUCUGAUGUUGUUUUAGUAACAUUUGGUUGAUAUUGUUCGUUUUUAUGCAUUGAUUGUAGUAACUAUUAGAGCACUUAGGAAAUGGUCGUUUCGCUAGCAUCUUUUUUUAAUUUUUUGAGAUUUUUAGCAGUUUUAAAUCGGAGCGCAUGCGUUUCUACUUUCUGGGAGUAUUAUAAACAGCUCGGUAUACAAAAUAAUUAUACAAUUUGUUAUUCUGGUAAGAUAUUUUUUUAUAUGGAAACAACUUUAUUUUUGUAGUGUUUAGUAUAACGGUGCAUGUGUAACGUAUACUUUUCUUGUGUAUUUUAUGAAUAUUGCGCUAUUAUUAUUAUUUUUUUAAUUCAUUACCGUGUGUUUGAGUGUGUUAGCAGAAUUAUUUUAGUUUGAUUUUCAUUAGAACUUUUUGGUUUUCUUAGCAAAUAAUGUUUUUUUAGUAUUUUUUUCGCUGAAUCUAUGACAAUAGAGAGAUCUGAUCCGGCAUUGGGUCGGUAUCUUGAAGAUCUGUUAGUUUUAGGUUGCGCGUUUCCAUUUUGGUGAUAUAUCUUAAAUAAAUUAAAAUGUUUGAAGAUGCGUCGGCAGACGUCGCGUGCGCACCGUGGCGACCUGUAUAUCGUGUGCCAUAAGAUCAUGUUGUGAUUUAAUAAGUGAUAUUUAGUAUUGUUUGUAAAUAUGUACCAUACUUUCAUAUAAAUCUAAUCGUAAGGGUAUCUGAUCGAAUUACUUAUGAUUGUUUCAUCUUUAUACUUGUAGUGCAAGUUAUCGUAACGUUAUACUGCAAAUUUUACACUUUUUAAUUUAAUACUUAAAUAAAAUAAUUAUAAUAUUUAUUUACCACCGAUUACCUACCUUAUAAUAAGUAAGUUUUGGCAAUCUUUUAUACAAUAUCGUUUUAAUGAUAACUGCUCAAUAUAUGAUUAAAAAAAAAAACAAACUCAUUGCCAAAUGUAAAAAUACAAAUGGCUGACAGAACGGCGACAGCUUUAGUGUAUAAUAUCGAUCUUCGAAUUUAUGAUUACCAUACUUGCACUAAAAGUUGAACGUUUUGGGAACAACUGAUUUCUUCUCACAUUGUUUUCUGUAUUUUGCCUACCACCGUGCACACGCAACCGUCGCCUCGACGCAUCUUCGAUCAAAUAGUUAAUGAGCACUGGAUUAGUUGAAACACGUCACGCGUCUUAGUGUCCAAAUUUCAGUGAUUAUUCACCAAUGAUUUUAUUAUAGACUGCCCUGUUCCUAUCUCCUAAGACGAUGUGAUCGAUAGAUUUCACUUAAUCCACUGACAAGUGAACAUUGAUUGUAAGUCGACUAUUGACCGCAAGUCUGCCUUACCUCAGUUCACUUUGACGAAUUCUUCGACUUAUCGAUUUUAUUCACCAAUGAUUUUUAUUUAAUGAUUCGUCCUUAUGAACUGAGGUCACGCUAGAAAUUCGGUAAACCGUUAUUUUAGACUUAAAUGUUCGGAUUUCUUUGUGAAAAUUAUGUCAUAUUAUCAACGUAAUAUUGUUGUAAUUUUCACUAAAGAAAUUCAGUUUUUGGUAACAACAUACGCUUCUACUUAAUUGAGAUCAUUUCAUCGUAUUAUAUUUAUAUUAAGUAUAGUAUAGUGUAUCGAAAUUUUAUUAAAUAAGAUUUGCAAAUUAUGACAACUUCACGUUUACGCCUAGAAAGCUGUGUAAUCCCGAUUUUAUUUUUUUAGUUUUUUUGUCGACCGGUAGUUACUCUUUAUUUUUUAACCAGUAAAUGGUAAUUUAAGUUUCAGUUAUAAUUAUUAUUACAAACUUAAUUCACAUUAAUUUUUUGUGUUUUUGCAUAAUAAUGUUAGUGAAAAAAGAAAUGAUUUUUCUGUACUAGAAACAUUAUCAUUCUUAAAAAUUGCAUUUCUAAAGCUCGAGGACUGAAUUGAAACAUGUUUUGUCUUUAAAUAUAUUUUGUCGAUGUUUGUUGUUAUAAUUAUAUUUUUUUAAUUAUUUGUAUAAACAAUUGUUCUUUAAAUUAAUGUACAUCGUUUUGUUUUGAAUUAUUUUUGUUGUAAUUGCUUUUUAUAAUAAUACCAGUUCAUUGCAGUUUAGAUGUGUGUUUUAUUUUUAUUUUCUUUUUUUUUACCAAAGUAGUGCUUCUGUAGUUUUCACCUGCUAAGUUGUGACUAUUUUAAUCUAAUUAAUUUAGUUACAACUUACAAUGCAUGUUUGUGCUAAUGAAUCUGCUUUUAUACGUACACAGUAUACAAAAAGGUACCAGUUUUUGAAGAUAGUUGUAAAUACACAUUUUUUUAUCAAGGAUCGCAAGAUUAUUGCUUAAAAUUUGACAGAUUACCACUACUUAAAUUACAUUAAUAAAAUUGAUCCGAAGUAUGUUUCAAACCUACUACUUACUCUAUUCUACUAGAUUACUCCUUUAUCAAAGGCACAGAGUUGACAAAAUAAAUAUACAAACUUAUUCAAUUUUAAAACUCGUCAAGUAAUCUUGAACUGGAAACCGAAAUUCUAAUAUUAUAGACAAUAUUUUACUUAAUAAAGUAAUGUUUAAUCUUUACUACACUUUUCCCACUUUUACCAAGAUUCAAUUUUAUAAUUUCCUGUUUACAGAUUUACUUAGUUUUUUUUUUAAAUAUAAAUAUUACAUUUACUAAAUACACAUAGAUUCUUUAGCACAAAUAUCCCGGUGGUAGUAUCCUGUGUUACCCAGUGUGUGCAUUUUUGACUAGACUUAGAACAGUUGGUGUCAGGGAACAAAAGGCAUGAGUAUCGUAAGUAUUUUUGCUUUAGUUUUAAGCGCAAAAAAUAUAAAAGGUUACUCUAAUUUUGGCACUUAAAAAAACUUUCAAAACUUGCAAACGCCUCAAAAUAUUACCUAUGUUGAUUUUGAUUCCUACAGAUGUUUUUAAUUAUAAAAAAAUCUUGUACGAAAUCAAAUUUCAAAAAGUUACAUUUCAAAUUGAAAAAUUGGAGUAAUACCGAGCAAUUGACACAAACACAUGAAUAUCGUAUAAAAUUAUUUUGGUUUCAGGAUUAAUGAUUGUAGGUAUAUAUGUGUAAAGAUCAUUUCACGAAAAGCUCAUCAAAAUCAAUAGUUUACUCAGUGCAAACGAGACUGUUUUGUGGCUAAUACUAUUGGCAUAAAUAAUAUCAUAAAAUUCGACACAAACUAUUCAAAACUGCAGAAUUGGUCCUGGUCCAAUUUUUCAAUCAGUCGGUCGGACAAAAAUUGCAUAUAAUUAAAAACAAUUUUUAAAUACAUAAUAAUAGACUCUGUUUCAAUUAAAUUCAAUUAAUCCUCUCUACCGAGCUUUUACCGCUUAAUGCAACGACACAGCCAUCCAGCAACACAAUAAUAUUUUGUAUGAAAUAACAAAAGUAUCCAAUUUUUGUCGAAACGACUGGUUUACGAAACUCCAUAAUUCCAUGAACACUGCUUACCAUCAGAAGACAAAAACAUCACAAUAAAACGCUUCUCAGUGAAUUAGGCGGUACAUUUCCCAGCACUAAAUAUCUACAUAAAAAAUACAUAUUCUUAUGAAUGUAGGCUAUAAAUCUUCGUGUGUAAGUACUAUUUGUAUUCUAAUGUAAGAACCUAAUAUCCCAAGUAAGCUUUACUUUUCUACGAAAACGUAGCUAUUAAUAUCCGUUUUAGGAAUCCUUGGAUACAGUUCCCGUCAACAGCACUGCUUCAAAAGAGCGCUACCAAACAACCAAUAUUUCAAAGUCAAUUACUCUAGGGAACAUUUUACUACUAACUUAGCACCUACUAGUUACGUAAGCGCGAGCUAGGCUUACAAGAUCGUUUAUAAUUUUAUACUCAGCAGUUUUUCUUAAGAUUAAAAUUAAGAUCGAAAUGACUUCAUUCCUCUUUGGUUCACAUUUACAUCAACGUAAAUUCUAAAGUACUCUCAUUCGAUUCGCCAUUAGGUAUCGAGAAUAAGUAAAUCGGUUGCUGCUGCUCCCUUCAACUCUUAAAUCAUUAAUUCAAGCAUGUCAUUGUUAGAAUUGAGGUGAAGAAGACUUGAUCAUUGAUGAAAUUUCAAGCUUUCAGCCACUCAUCGUUCCCUUAUUUGAUUUAAUUGCCGUUCUAACACCAUUAUCGCCAGGAAGUGCGUCGAGCAAAAAUGUAAAUACUUUUAGAAUAAUGAUGUUGGUAGUAUUACUAACUAGGUAUAAGGAAAGCCGGGAUCUGAACAAGAUGUGACGUCGCGACGUGGGUUUUUAGAGAGAGGGUACGUAGUGUGAGAGAGUAUUUUUAUAAAACGAAAUUAACAAUCAAAAUAUUUGUAGUGUGUUAUUUAGGUAUGACGUUUGUUGAGAAAGUCGGACGAUUCGAGGCAGGUAGCACAUUGUUGACAGAAAAAAGAAAUAAUGGAACGAUAUCCGAAUUCGACAGGAUAUAAUAAGGGUUUUACAAUAACCAUAUCGAUAGUGUAUUUUACUCUUAAUGAUUGUUUGAAAUCGAUAAUUUUGUGUCAGUUAAGAUUCACCUGUUAAUGUAUUCAUCAAGGUAGAUAUAAUGUAUCGAUGUUAGCUUAUCAUAUUGUAUGUGGUUAACAAUUUGGUCACUUAUUACAUUUACUUGGUAGUGCGUCGUUAAAUUUGAUAAGUUCGUUGAGCCAUGCGAAGUUGUACAUACAAUAGCCGCUUUCGCAUCCAGUCGACUCUGGUGGCACGACGUACCACGCAACUAUUGCUCAGGAAUUGUAUUCGUUUUCAUAUACAUUCGAAGUUUUUUUCUACCGUCGCUUCUAUAUGUAUUUAAGCGAUGUUGCAUUGUUAAGAAUACGCUAAAAUGAGAAGUAUAAUUUUAGUGAAUUGCACAGAACGUUGGUGUUUCACUUAAUUUUUGAUGUAUUUUUUCUUGAAAGAGAAUUGUAUUCAAUGAUUUUACUGUAUUCACGACUGAUGUUGAGUUUGAUGAUGAAUGUAAAUUCGUUGAUGUGUUUUGACGGAACUGAGAGCCUCAGGUUGCCGCGUGAUGUUAUGGGCCGCUGUUGCUUGACAGAUUGUAUGCACUGCUUCCGUCAGAACACGUUGUCUCAAAAAUUGUGAUUGUAAGUUAAGGUGAUUAACAAAGCACAUAUUAGCACAAACCAUCCAUCCUCGAGAAGUACUAUGCUGAAUGUUUUUAAAAAUUAACUCACGUUUGAAUUUAUGAUACAUUUUAUUGUAAAAAUUAAAUGCAAAAUAUUUUACUAUCGCUUAAGUUAGUUGAGACGUUCGCAUAUAAUAGUGUUUAUUUUCACAAAGGUGAGGAUUUUUUUAGUGACGAAGUUUUGGACUUCUUGAAAUGUUUUUAUAUGAUAUUGAUUCUACUUUUAAAUAAUGACACGUAGGUUAAUGUGAUUGUGUAUUGUCGUAACGUUUUCUUUGCUCCUUAUGUACCAUAGCGAUCGGUGUUGCUACUUUCAGUAGAGAGCGUACUGUAUUGAAACGCUCCCUUCAUCUCGCUCUAGCUUUCACAUAUUCCUGUUGUCAGACAGAGAUGAAGCGAAUACAGUACCGAUUUCAGUUUCUUCAUCAUGUGUAGGUAAUUUUUAAUCUAAGGUGUGUGAUUUUUAGUUAUAAAUAUUUUUUACAUAGUGGAAAGAUUCCAAAUCAUAGGAAAAGUUGGUAGCAAAUGACAUAUCAAGUAAUGUUUUUAAUUAUAUGGAUGCGCAGGAGUCGGGACGGUUAGUGAUGGGUAGAUGGCGAUGUUUAUAUAUUGGCACUGUUUCUAAAUUGACAAUACUGACGGAUUAUGUAUUCGAAUGUUGAUCAAAUGAUAUAUUUAAUAGAGAAAUGUUAACGAAACGCGACAUAUCGUCCACAAAGUGGUGACGUAGAGCAAAUUGAUAGAACAAUGAAGGAAUGGUUUCAGAUUGUCGCUGGCAAAGAAAGUUUAGGUUGGAACGAAGCAAAGUAACAUUUGGAAUCUUUCUUAACGAUGCUAGUCGCCAAAGAAAUUGCUUUUAGGUAAUUAAAUGUUAUCAUAAUAUGUGUAUGCACGUAAGUUUAUAAACCUAUAUUAAUUAUACGAAGCUUGAAUUGUCCACACACAAUCGAUUUUACACACUAAAUGCCAUCCUGCCAGUUGUAAGGAGAACACAAUGCUUAUGAUGAACUAAAUUAAAAUUAUAUCCUAUAUAGCGAGUACGAGUAGUUGUGUAUUUUUAGAUAUCGCAUUGUCUAUGUUAGUUUAGUGUGUAAGGCACAUCGUGAGCUUUGAAUCAGCGUAAGUCUGUCACCAAUAUUUUUUACGAUACGAGACGUAGUAAUGUUAAUGUAAUGUUUCAAGCCGUGCUUUCUUCGGUUAGUAUACCACUUGUAGAUUUGUAAGGUAUCGUGACCCUCGUCACUGACUCAGUGCUACAGCUUCAGCUAACAGCACCCUUUCGUUUGGACUCGGACACGCCACAGCUUCGAACACGGAACCGUGGACGCAAUACUCACGUGCACGGGUGUAUAUAAGGCCGUUAUUAGAUAUAAAAACGUCAUCAUUAAAAAAAAAACAUAAAUAUAAUUCAGUAAUCUAACUUUAUAAUCUACUGAAACACCAUAAUGCGCCGUGGCCUUAAAUUUGAAGGAAUGUGUUAAACAUUUGAUAAAAUUGAAAAAAAAAACAUUUGGGAAUUUUUGUACAGACAAUGAUCCUCUGUGUUUCACAUGUUCAGUCAUUUAUCAUAAACUGUUUUUUAAUAUAAGUGCUAAUAUAUCUUAUUGACGUGUAUGGUAACCCUAUAGGUUAGAUAUUUAACAGUAGACACUACGUAGGAACGCUUUACUUCGUCCUAAUGAUUGUUGAUUUCAAUAUGUACUUUCAUUCUUGCAUAUCCACAUUUUAAUGAAGAUUUGUAAUUGUUACCUACGCAUUAGUUACUUUGAGACUGUUCAAAAUGUACUAUCAAGAAUUUUUCACUAAGGGAAAGGGAUGUUCUAGCAGAUAUUUUUGAUACUUUGAUGAUCGAAGGGAAACGUUGGUAGUGUAGGGUUUGGGAGUGCGCGGGGCGAGGCCGGGCCCUGUGAGGCAGCCUCUCGCGACCGCGGCGAGGAUCUUAUUAACUCCCGCAUCUUCGUGAGCGCGAAUAUUAAAUGUUACUGUAAACGAAAAAAAAAACAAUGUUGUUCUUAUAUGAAAACGCGAUGGUUUUCGCUGAUGACUUGUUGUUUUUCAUAUAUUCAAUAAUAUUUCCUUUAUUUUUUGUACUCUUUAGUAUUAAGAAUUAAUAUUAAAAUAAACUAUUCAAUGUUGAUUACUCUAAAAUACCAAUAACUUAUGAAUUAAGGAAUGUGUGACAUAGUUUCCCCGAGAGCCUUACUAGUUGAGACACCUUUUCCUUAGACGUAUACCUUGAAACUGUACUCUUAACUGUUGGUUAUAUAUGAUGUGAAUGGCACUUGUUAACAUCUCUUAAUGUUACUCGUCUGCUACUAUCCAAACUUUUACAUCCCCUAAUCUACCUUCCACUAAGCUACAGAGUAAGAAAUCACCGCAAAAUUCCGAUGUUAGAUCAGGCCUAGGAACUUAAAUAUAAGAGUUCAUCAUUCUUAGUUAGAUGGUAUGACUCAAUUUUAAGACUGAUGACAGAAAAAGAAAAAAAAAAACAAAAAAAAAUAUUAAAAAUCCUGGAUAACUGUUUCUUAUUUUAGGUAGACCUUCUAAGUUUCGCUUCUAUUCGGUGUUAGUUGGCGAAACUGUAGGAUAGUGUAAUAGAACUUUGAUAGCCAAAUUUUAGUAAAAACGGUGUAACAUGUUUCGCCAACUGAAGCCAGUGAUGUCACAUUAUCGAUCGAUAUUCGUCUUCUGUCGAUACUUUUCUAUGUCUUCUAUCUUUAAAGACGAUGAUAAAAGUCGAUAAAUGAUCGGGUUCGAUAAAAACCAUGGUAAUGUUAACUUCAUUAAUGUUGACGUUACAUUUGAAAUUGAUGGAAAAAACAUAAUGAAAAAAAAAUUGAAAAUACUAUUUGUUGCCAAAGUGUUGUUAGGAAUAAACAUGUAGUUAUAAAAAUCGGUUGUCACAUGCAUAAUUAAGUUGUUCUUGGGUGGUUUGAAAUUAAGGAGAGAAGUUGAAAAAUAUUUCCAAUGAUAUAUUUUUUCAUAAUGAACUUGAAUGCUAAUCGAUACUUAAGGUUUAUAUCUGUGUAGGAAUUUAAACUUAACGUGUGGUAAUAAAAAUGUAUCGUUGCCAUGAUUUGUACUGUGUUUUGUAGAAAACAUCAAUUAUAUUCAAUUAUGUGUAUACUCUGGUAAAUCGUAUUAAUUAUUUGAGAUCAUGAGGAUAUUGUAUUCAAAUCGAUGAUCAAGAUUGCGUCACUCGAUACACAGUGAAAUCAUGGAAAAUGAUUUAGUUGUUUAGUGUUCAUGUUACAUUAGAUUGUAUUCGACAGUUCUGAUCUCUAAAUCGGUACACCUGUUUCCGCCUUUUUAGCACAUCCAUUUUAUCGAUAUCAACCCACUAAUUAUUUUUACCGCACUAAUGGUUAUUGCACAAAAUGUUACAUUUUAUUGGACAAUGUCUGUACGGUUGGUUUCCGAAUAGUACUGAAUUCAAAAUACAGAACGAUUGAAUGAUUCCAUAAAAGUUGGUGAAUAGUUUUAUCCCAUCUUCAGACAUUUUAAAAUUUACUUUUCUUCUUUCCAACGAACACCCAUAAAAAACUAUGAUGAUACAAACUAACGGUUCGUCUAUAAACCUUCAUAAUACUGCACAUAUCUGAUAUUAUUUAAAAUCAACCGGUACUUGGGCAUUUUCCAGCAUUGCUCAUGGAAUUGCAGAGAUCAAUUUAAGUUAAACUUGUGGGUAGUGGCCCGGUAAAAUAAUAAUUUAAAUACUGCCUAAUUUGUACUUGAGUAGAUAACUCUGACAAGUGCUGUAAUAUUUUUUAUCGAUAAAACAAAACGGCGGUCGAUUUUUUUUUUGUAACUGCUGGUUGUUAAAAAGGUUAAAUGCAAAAGACAUCUUACAUUUUUACUUUUAAAUGUAAUUUUACAACAUAAAUUGAUCUCUGUGGUUUCCAAACAUCCUGUUUUGACAUUGAACCUAUCAAAGGGUAAAUGAUCACGACUCCGUACAAACUUACCUAAUCAAAGUUUAAACACAAGUUGAUCCGUUUACUCUCGCGAACAAUAGAUAAACAAUAGAGCCAACUUUCUAUUCAAGAUUAAAUGUGAUUACAUGCAAAAGUUAAUUAAACGCCGAUUAAAAUUCUGAUAUAAAAUAUCUAAUUUUGUCAUUUACUAAUACUUAGUCUGUGUUGUCAAUCGAAACGUUUAUUUAAGACUGAUUCUUUACUUAGCAAUUAUGAUUAACAUAAAAUAUAUAGAGUAUUUGAGUUCCGCUUCCAAUUUAUAUGCUAGAAAGGAUUAGCGGAAUAUCCCAACAGUAAUCUAUCAACAAUUAUUUGAAUAAAAUACCUAAUUAUUUAGGAGUACACGUAUGCUAUAAAUCUAUAACUAUUAUAAAAUGUAUUCGAUACAUAAAUAAUGUUAAAUUUGGCUCAAAUGAAAGGCUACUUCGGGUGAGCUAAAAAUGUAAUGUUUUCCAUCCAGUUUUUUGGACAUAUCACCUCUGAUCGGUUCUGUCAAAACGAAAUCUCGUCACAAUAAAUUAUUUGCUUUUGUUUGUUAAAAUGUGUAAUUUAUUAAUAAUUUAUUCGUAAUUUAUUGUCGUGUGUCGCCGACGCUAGUCAUCUAACUUUCGAUUAGGUUAGACUCUAAGUUUUCUCGCUUAUACGCGUGUUAAGUUAUAAGGAACUUUUUUAUAACUUACCCUCUUAAAAAUAGUGUUCUUUAAUUUUAUCCCCUCGGGAGCUCCAAAAACUAUUUCUUUCUCUAGUCACGACCCUCGACACUUUGCCGUGCGUCUGUAAUCCUAUAGGGAUAAUUCUGAACAUGAAAGUUGAUAAGUUUAUUGAAAUUCAAUAAACUAAACUAAUAAAUCUUCCAAUUCGACUGGCAAAUGUAAUUUCAAGAAGAAUGAUGAGAUUUGGUAAUGUGAGUCGAUUCAGCAAACUUUGCUCGACAUUUUUACUUGAUUUUUCAUGUUCAUUAUUACACACCCUACUUUCCCCAUAGCUUGUAACUUUCCUUCGCCGUGACUGUCUUAAUCGACCUUUCAAUAUGUAUAAUAAUAUAUGGAAAAUUAGAUUCCCUGUUAGCUAAUCGUUGUCGAAAUAAUACUGACUGUGUACCUCUUGUUUUAUUUAAAAAUAAUAAAAAGUAUAUUGUAAAGUAUAUUUUGCAGUUGGAAUUAAUGUUACAGUCAUUUGUCUUUGAGAUAAAAGGAGUUUCGGGUUUUGUUUUUCUUACGCGCCAUUUUGUAAUGUCAUUUGUCGCACAAUGUUUUUCGGGCGCUCCAAGUCUGCGAUAGCAAAAAAAUUGCUUAUCUUUUAAAAUAUUAAUACGAGCACAUUCUUUUUUAUUAAAAUAGCCUACGUGAGGUUUAAGCUUAAUCACCUAAACAGAUAUAACUUUUGAAUAUUUAAACAAAACUCGCUCAUAUUGUAGACGCCAUCUUGGCAAACUAUACUGCCAAAACAAUAAACGUCAAAUGACAUCACGAGAAUGGGGCACCGUAAAAAGUUAAGACAUUCAUCUUCCAUGUUUAAGUUAUUGUGUGAAUUUGUGCGUUUUUGUGUUUUCUUUUUAUCAGCCAUGCAUUUUUAUACAGGCUUUUAUUGGAAUUGAUACUUUUUAAUACGAAACAUUCCAUUGUCAGUUUUUUUUAAAAAAGAAGUUUGUUAAUUUGUUUAUUUAUCUGUGGAUUAACUAUGUGUGGGUUGAACAUUUAAAUCCCGUACGAUUUUCGGUACAUAUCGAUACCAUUUCGAUGUAUCGAUAUAUCGAUAUGAAUACUCAUACAUACCUACUUGUUAUUCAAGUCUUAGUUAAGGUAGAUCUUAAGAAUUGAUAAAAUAAUAUCUGAUGAUAAAUUUACUUGUAUGUUGUAUUAAAAUGAUGAACACGAAAUAAAGAAACUGGUUUGAAAA